CUCUUUCUCUUCCUUGAAUUCAAAACCCAAAAACCCAAACCCAAAACCUUCCCAAUUUCUCUGUCUCAGCCGUGGCGGCCCAACCGCCGCCGCCCCUGGGUGCUCUGCUCAACUGUCAUCGCAAACAAGUGGUGCUUGGUGCCAUUGGGACUUCCUUGUCCAACUGUCCCUCUGAAACCAAUCUCCAUCUGACAGUUCCUGGGCUCAAUUCCAUAUUAAAGCCAGAGGCAAGGUUAGGGAUGUUUAUGACAGUGGGGUAUAAUCUCUUGUUAUGGUCACCACUUAUCGGCCGAGUGCAUUCCAUAGAAUUCUUUCUUCCAGUCCCUUCAAAGGCCAGGUCUGUAAUGAAACUAGUUUAUGGUGGUUUGACAAAACUCCACAUAUAACAUCAAAUGCAGUUGUUUCGGUCCCAAAUGCAAAUGUAACAAUUGCGAAGAAAUGUUCUGUUUUUCCAGUGGAGUUUAGGGUCCGAGGUUUUGUGACCGGAAGUACUGAUACAUCAUCAUGGACGGUCUAUGGAAAUGGCAUCCGAAAUUAUUGUGGCAAUGUACUUCCAGACGGCUUGGUAAAAAGCCAAAAAUUUCCUGCAAAUAUACUCACACCAACAACUAAGGCUGCUGGUCAUGACGUUCCUGUUACUCCAGAUGAGAUUAUUGAACGCAGACUGAUAAGUGAAGCUGAUUAUGAUGAAGUAAGUCAGAAAGCAUUGAGCUUGUUCGAGUAUGGACAUGUAAUUUGCUUUUUCUUGAGAUCUUAAGUUAGGCUUCUGAAAAUGUAGUUACCGGAAAACAUAAUGGGACUACCUCUUUAAAAACAUCAAUAUCUGAAUGAAAUCAUAGUCUUGCUAUCUAGCAAACACAUGGAAUAGAAUAAAGGCUAGAUGAGGAGAAGAAGAUGAAGCAUGAACAACACAUCUUUUGAUUAGUUUCUAACUUUCUAUAGUCUUUUCCAUAAAUUUUCUUCUGUUUGUUUUUCCU
Argentina anserina (silverweed cinquefoil) is the source of this 977-nucleotide messenger RNA. Its product is annotated as phosphoribosylaminoimidazole-succinocarboxamide synthase, chloroplastic-like. Gene Ontology annotation, cellular component: chloroplast stroma; cytoplasm. The transcript is spliced from 6 exons. The record is from RefSeq and is a predicted model, not a curated record. Lineage: Eukaryota; Viridiplantae; Streptophyta; Magnoliopsida; Rosales; Rosaceae. Gene Ontology annotation, biological process: 'de novo' IMP biosynthetic process. Bases 272 to 757 code for a protein of 161 amino acids. Gene Ontology annotation, molecular function: phosphoribosylaminoimidazolesuccinocarboxamide synthase activity.